UUCAGAGCACAAACUUAGAGCCGCGAGCAGGAGCAGGCUCGGGAUUUAAACAACUCUCAGCAGAUGAGUCUGUUCACGGCUCUCUCUCGGGUUUGUUUUUCAUCCUACUUUUGAUCCAUGAGAGGAAGCCAGGCUCUCUCCUCUGGGCAAGCAAGUGAUGGGUCCAGCUGGAAAGAGCUUUCUGAUGGCACAGCUGUGAGUGAAUCCAGCACAACAUGUUCAGUGUCGAAGACCUUCUGAUUUCUCAUGGAUACAAAUUGUCGAAAAAUCCCCCUGCUUCAUACGAGAACAGAUACGAUGGAUACCGGCAUGAAACCACGGGGAGCAGAUCUGCCCAGAGACCAGCACUGAAUGGGAUUGAAGCAGAAUCCAGAGCUGGGGCCUACAGCAAGAGGCCUCUGGUGAAAACCAGCUCGAGCAGCACUGAAAGCAGCCAUGGGAGCCAAGGGAGGCAAGCAGGUCCUGGUUACCACCAUGACCUUCAGGGUUUGUCCACUUUUCAUACUUCAGAAGGGGGGGCUUAUGACAGGCCUCAUUUAGCACGGUCUUCCCAGCCCAAGAGUGAUAAAGAUCUGGCCUACUGGAGAAGACGAGGACAGGACUUCAGUGUGCUACUGGGCUAUUCCCAGAAGGCCAGUGUGGAGAUGAAAGGCCUGGCUGUGUCCCCAGGGGCACCCCGGCACCCCAAGGAGAACCAGCUGAAGGUGGGCUCGGGUGCAGGGUAUGGCAGAAGAAGCGGCUUGCAGGAAAGCUGUGAAAUGCCCAGCGCCUGCAAAUGGCAAAGUCUGGAAAUAGAGAGCUGGAACCAGCCAAAAAAGGUGGGGAGGCAAAUGUCUGAGGGUGACAGGGAGAAGCUGCUUCAAGAGCUUUAUUCGCUGACCCUGGGAGACAACGUACUCAGCACCCAGAGCAGGGGGAAAUCGCAGUCCUUGCCAAGGGUCCUUUCACCUGAGAGCAUGCGGUGCGUGGAAAUGCCCUCCCUGACCAACAGUAACAACUCACUCAGUGUCACUAAAACCCCCUCCUAUCCCCCAAACAGACUGGGUGUGGAACCUGCCAAGCACCAUGGAACAGGAGGCAAUGUCCUUCCCCUGGUGAAGCCCAAGUAUGGGAGACCUCUCAAGCCUCCAUCCUAUGAACUGAAGCGGCAGACUAGGGCACCUGCAGAAACCGUGGGUUUCCAGGACCACUACCAGAAAGAGGAACCUGUCUCCUACUUAGCCAAAGUCAAUGAGCCAAGGCAAGAUGCUGGCAUUCCAGACCCUGGUUUGGAGCCCCCAGUGUAUGUACCUCCUCCUUCUUACAAAUCCCCACCUCACCAACACGUAACCCCCCGUUCCCUCAGUGAAGUGCCUAAAACCAACCCGUGCGCCAGCAGUGACCCACAGGGUCCUGCAGAGCAGGUUGUCCCCUGCCAACGACCAGCAAUGAAUACUUUUGAAGUGGGGGGUGACCCUUGCAAAGACAACCAUUUUCCUCAUGGGAAGCAAAGCCAUGCAAGGCGCCCUGCUGACCACCUGUGUUCCGUUCAGUACAUUCCCUUUGAUGAUCCUCGGAUACGACACAUUAAAAUUGCACCACUGGAAGGUCUGCAGGGCAACUCUAACCACACUGAAAAUGCACGUAGUCCCAGUUCUGGUGCUUUGCAAGAGAGAAAUCUUGAAGUACAGUACAACAGUGCCUUUGUGGAUGCAUCAAACUUGUCCAGUUCUGCGAAGGGAGAAAGAACUUCUGACAGCUCCCCGCAUAGCAACAGAUGGUUGGCACCAUCCAUCCGAGAUCAGGAAAACUGUGCCUUGCCGGACCAAAGAGACAAUUGUAGAGCAACUAAUCACAGCCCCCGCAACGAAGUCAGCACAGAGUACACGAAAGGCAAACUUUCUGUAAGAAAUUCACAUAUGGACAACACCUGUGAGACUGUUACAAAAGUGAAAAAGUUUGAACCUGGAACUGGGAUGCAGAGCAAAAAGAGUUCAAAGAAAAAAAUGAAUGAAACUAUAUUUUGUUUGGUAUCCAUCCCAGUUAAAUCAGAAUCCAAUCUGCCAGAUACAGAUAGGAACAACAACAUAACUCAGAGCCCUGAUAAGAAUAGGUUUGAUAACAAUGGAGCUUUGCAAGAACAAAGUCUCUUAAGUAUGUCUUCAACAGACUUGGAGUUACAAGCGCUUACAGGAAGCAUGACCAAUAAAAAUGAGUUACAAAAACAAGAGCUGUGGAGACCAGAAGAGUUCAAACAAAUGAAUGACCUCAGAUUUAUUCAGCCUACAAAACACAGAGAGCUCAAAUAUUCUGGCUCCUGGCCAGGUGAUCAGUACAAAGACCAGCAGACGCAGACAAGUUUCUCUGAAGAACCUGAGAGCCCAGAAUUUUUCCAUGGUACAAAGCCUGGGAAGCCUGAUAGUAGCAAGCAGCUAUCUCCAAAACUCCCAGGAUGUACAACAUCCACAGUGGGGGCAAAACAGACAGGGUCACCUUCUGAUGAGAGAAGCUGCAGACAGAACAGUUACAGUAUGAAGGGCCAGACUCACCUCAGCCAGUCUAGCAACAGUGCAUUUUCCAGGACUGCCACCUCAGUCCUUAAGUCUCCCUCCCCAAAAGCCCACCAGAGCCAGCCUGUGCCUGUCCAAGAGAGGGAAAAUGGCCUUCUUUCCAAGGGAGAUGUAGUUAAGGGAGAGCCAGGUGCUCCCUGCAACAGUACAGAACCAUUUGGGCAGUUCCUGUUGAAACCUGUAAGUCGCCGUCCCUGGGAUGCAAUAAGUGAGCUAGAAAGUUUUAACAAGGAGCUGCAAGGGCAGGAGGAGAGCACAAGCAGUGAAGAAGAUUUGGAAACUGCUGCAGCUCCUCUGCAGUCAGGUGCCUUUAUGCACAGGAGUGAGUCCAGAAAUGAGAAAUCAAGCCAGGAGCUAAAACAUGGUGGGAAAUCAGAAAUGGUUGUGCCAGAGGUGCCUGUAAUUAGGCCAGGAAGGGUUAAAAGUAAGUCUGAAAGUUGGAGCAUGGGGACAGAGCAUGGUGGCGAGCUAAGAUGUGGUGGCUCUCAAGGCUUUUCAAAGCCAGGAGGGAGCAGUGAAGGAGUCAAGCCAGCAGAUGGAAGACUGAUAGAAAUGGGGAUGGGGGAAGCCAAGAGCAGAACAAGCAAACAGCCAGUUCAUGAGAGCCCUAUCAGAAGAGUUUUGUCCAGUAGCUCAAGUAGUUCAUGUCACAGUAAUCCUUUCAAUAACCCUGUCUUGCAGGAGAUGAGUGAAGACCAAAAUUACCUAGACUUUGUUAAACUGAGCAAAUGUGCAACUCCCACAAAUGAUAGGGUAUUAGAGAGAGGGUCAGGAGUAUGCUUGUCACUAACAAAGAGGAACCAAAGGUGCUCUGAGCCAGAUUUGAGGUCAGUAGGACUUGAUGUGGCCCCAGAACCUGGUGCUAACAACUCUGAUCACUCUUCAGAUGCAAAUGCAGUGGAAAUCCCUGUGAAUGAGUCAUUGCAGGCAAGAGCUGCAAGAAUUUUAGGUAUAGAUAUAGCAGUGGAGUCUCUCCUUCCAGAUGACCGUGCUGAGCCCCACCCAGGCACUAGCCCUUCAAACAGUGCUCAGGACUUUGAGUCAUCAACAAUAGGGAACACAGUAAGUAACAAAGAAGGAAAAAAGGAAGAUUCUUAUGAAGGCAGACGAAAGUGUGGCUGGACAGAGAGUGCUCUCUUUGUCAGAGCCGGAGGGCGAUCUUUAUACCCUUUUGAAAGCCAGGCCACUCUCCAGGAAGCCAAUGCUAAACCACUGGUAACUGAGCAAGUUCUUGAACAGCCUGUGAGUCCCAGCCAAGGUGAGGACCAAAACUUGGUUUGCAAGUCAGCUGCUUAUCAGCAUUCAGAAAAGAGAGUGAGGAGCACCUCCAAAGUGAUAGAGACACUCCAAGGCAAGCUCACGUCCCCACCCAGCCGGACUGCCAUGGAUCGCUUGGUGCGCAUGAAGGAAGUUGACUCUGUGUCGCGCAUGAGACGCCUGAGCAUUAAGAGCGCAGACUCGGGAGAGGAGGUGGAUGAGGAGAAGCUGUCGAAGGUACCAGAGGAGAGAGGAAGCAAACUGGCAAGCUCAGGGGCUGUUUCCAAGCGUGUCAUCUCUCUCAGUGAAAAUGGAUGUUUAGGUGGAAUGGACAAGAAGAAGAUCGAUAGAGAUUUUUCGUUAGAUACAUAUGACCCCACCAAAGUUGAAAAGGUGUGAGAUUAAUGAAGAGGAGAAUAGAGAAAUUUCUGCUCUACUAAGAAUGUUUCACUGAUUUUUUUCUGGGUGCUUUUUGUUUGGUUUUUGUUCUUUAACAUUUGGAAAUUGUCUCCAUUUGUGAUGUUCAUGGUGUACUGAUAAUGCCUUUACCACUGCCACUAGGAAUUAGCUAUUCAUGUCUGAGACUGUUGUGGAGAUCACAGAAAAAUGACUUCUACAUUGGAACCAUCUGGCUUUGUAGUGUUUAAGACAAUAUCUACCAUUGGCAAAGAGUUUUCAUCUGAACUUUAUUUCAGUCUUUAGCAAGGAUAAUGAAACGCAUCAAGUGAGGUGUUACAUUGGUGUAAAUGUAAGCGUGGGAAAUUUGUGAAAUUAUUUUUAAAAGAAUGUGAAUCUAUAAGCUACACUUCUAAGUAUCUACAUUCUAAACUUUGUUUAACUUAAGGGAUUUUUGGCCAUAAGUAGGAAGUGCUGCUGCACUGUGUGGGGGAAGGAAUGUGAAAGAAUGGUAGCAAAGACUGAUUGUGAAAUUCUCUCUGACUUCCAGAGUUUGAAUUUACUUGGAUUAAAUACUUACUUGCCACCUAUAAAGAAGAAAAACAAAACCCAAAAGCUUCUAAAAGAUGGAAGACUUUUGUAGUACAGUGUACAGAACAUGUAAUUAUAGUAGCUGGCAACUAUGUUUCAAACCAAUGCAAAGUAUACCACUGGCUGUUUUGCACUCAGUAUUACCUGUUUUUGUUUUGCUGUUUAGAAAUUCUUUAUAUGAAAGAAUAGUAGCUGGUUUAAAAUAGCCCAUUUUAACAAAGUAACUAUAUUUCUUGUUACAGAAUACUAUCUAUUUUUCUACGAUGUAAACAAUUGCUAACAAGUGGCAAGUAUAAAGAAGUAUUAUUAUUAUUAUAAUUAUUAUUAUAAUUAUAUUUUAAGAAGACUUAUUCCUUUGAGUGAAGGUGCCCCAAGCAGAUUUCACUUAUAUAUCUUAAUGCACACACCAUAUUGCCACUUACUUGGUAGUGCUACCUUAUUUUGCUCUGAAAAAAAGCCAUCUAUCUAUCUAUCUAUCUAUCUAUCUAUCUAUCUAUCUAUCUAUCUAUCUAUCUAUCUAUCCAUCAAUCUAUCCCUCUAUCCAUCUAUCUAUUUACCACAGGGUUAAUUUCUAAUUUUUCCCACUCAACCAUUGGAUUGUUCUUCUUGGAGCCACUUUCUGAAACACACUGAGAACUCUCCAGGCUGGUGCUGCUGCCAUUCCAUUCCAGGGACGCUGAUUACCAAAAAGUGGGUUUGGAUCUUUGUCCCAGUGUUGCCGAGUGGCUCAGAUAAAAUGCCUGCUUGCUUUCUUAUACUUUGAUCCCUUUUACAGAUUAUGAGUUUGGAUUAGGCCAGUGCACAAAAGUAAGUAAAACUGGGUUCUUCUUCCCUGAAGCCACCAGGUGUUGGUGGGGAGAAGUUCAAGUGUCUUUUUGAUGGCAUUUAAAUACAUGGCUUUAAAUAUAUUUUAUCUGCACACACAAAUGCAUGAAUUACAGAAUUUAUAAUAAAGCCUAUGCAUUCUGCCCUUUGAUCCUGAAUUAGCCUGCUAAUUAUCUGUGUCUUAAAAGCCUUUAUGUCAAUUCCUGUAAGUUUUUUGUAAGUACCUGUGUACUAUCAUUUUUCUGAUGACUUGUUCAUGUAAUUCACCAGUCUAUUCUCUUGGCCUUUUCUGGGUUUUAGCAUAAUUUUAUUUUUUAAAAUCUUGUAAUUUCUUGAAAUAUUUUUUCCUAAGUCUGUAAUUUGGAAAGAACGAUCGGGAAAAACACUCAUCCCGUGUUUUGGCAGCAAGAGUUUCUUGUCUGUAACACAUGAUUCUGUUACAUAUGGACUAUUUAAAGCUUGCUUGAAAAGAAAAUGUGGUGUAUAAUUUAUUUUAUUAACUCUUGCACAUGCUGUGUAGCAAUACUUGUUGACAAACUGUUCCUACCACUCUUACUAUAUUCACCUCUCUUCAUCACCAUCUAGGACAUCCAGGGAUUUGUAGAUAGAAAACAUGUUUCUCCCCCCAAUGCCUCCCCACCCGAAUCCUGCCCAUAAAAAAACAGUUCUGGAAGAACUUCAUCCACUAUCAUCUUCCUACUAACCAGUGAAGCUGAGAUGCAUAGCAAUUAAUUGAAAGUUUUAGUUUAACCUUGAUUGCAGAAGAACUGUAAAUUGUCCCAUACAAGCAUUGCUAUUACCUUCUGUUUAUGUCUACAGGGAACAGAAGUGUUCUGUGCACUUUAUUUUCUUCUGAUGGGAAUAGGUUUAUUGAUUCUGCAAUGUGUCUGUUUCAUCAGUUAUGUCAAGUAAUUACUUUUCCAAAGCACACAAACAUCCAAGACCUUAAAAAAAAAAAAAAAAAAGAAGUGGCAAGAGGCACCAGUAUUAACAAUAUUGCAGACAAAGUUUUAUUGAUCAAAACCAAAAAAAGAAAACCUAAAAAGUGGGUAAGCUUUGUUUUGCAGUAGUGUGUGACUGACCAGUGGAUGAAGGAGCAGAAAUGGUGUAUUCCUCUAACAGCAUUGGUAGUUUCAUUUGAUACUAUGAUACAGACAACUGAGAAAUCCAUAGGGUACAGUUUUCUCUGCAAUUCUGUCUCUAUUUCUGCAGUGUCAAUACCAUGGGUCAGCUAUUGGAAUGGACUGUAUUGUACCAUUGUACCAUCACUGUAUUGAACCACCUUUCCAGAAGCCUUUUGUCAGUUUGCAGUCAACAGAGAGCUCCUUUUAUGCCAGACAUGGUUAAAAACCAGUAAAAGGGGAUUGCCAGUGCCUGUCUCAGUAGGUCCAUAAAACUGUCUUGGCAACAGCCCUCACUGGUAAUGGCAGCAGCAGGAGCUCAGGGCUGAGCGGGUGCCGAGGUGGAGCACGCAGCAGGCUGCUCCGGUGCCUCGUGCAAUGCAAGCACAGUGAAAAGUGAGGAACUCUACCUUUAUUCUAGGGGGAAGAGCAGAGCUAGACCUCAAAAAUUGUGUUUUUACAACGUGCUGUGUAUCCAACUCAUGCUGCUCCUAUGCUGUUAUAGCUGAGGAAGCUGAAGCUGGGGGAAGAUACUGUUUUCAUGAGCAAUCUCAGAAAUUCAUGCAAAACCCCCCCCAAGCCUGACUGGUCCUUACAUUUAAAAAAAUGUUUAAUGGGGACGCUCAGGACCUGGACGGCUAAAGAGGACCUGCCAACUCCUUCCCUUUACCCUGUUGAAAUCCAGAAGGGACAGUCACAUCCUGAGGGGCUGGUACCAGUAACAGCGGCUGGUGGCAGGGAAAUAAAAUCGAACGCGACA
Messenger RNA from Melospiza melodia melodia, 7499 nucleotides. RefSeq names its product junctional cadherin 5 associated (gene JCAD). The transcript has 4 exons. The record is from RefSeq and is a predicted model, not a curated record. Gene Ontology annotation, biological process: positive regulation of blood vessel endothelial cell proliferation involved in sprouting angiogenesis. Gene Ontology annotation, cellular component: adherens junction; ruffle membrane. The coding region runs from base 216 to 4205 and encodes 1329 amino acids. Lineage: Eukaryota; Metazoa; Chordata; Aves; Passeriformes; Passerellidae.